Molecule: messenger RNA, 1995 nt
Organism: Thelazia callipaeda (thelaziosis nematode)
Lineage: Eukaryota; Metazoa; Nematoda; Chromadorea; Rhabditida; Thelaziidae
Source: the annotation of a GenBank genome assembly
AUGAGGUUUCAGGAACUAUUAAGCAAAGUAUCCUUACGUACGUUACGAUAUUUAAGUUCAUUUGGCGGUGCUGCCAUAUGUUCACUUCAUUUACACUUUCUAUGCAAAUCACAUUUUCAAAUUAGUAGAAAACUGCCGAAUCAUCACGAAGAAUUGAUGCUGAAUGCCUCUCGACUUUCAGAACGUUUUGAUAAAUGUGGCAUCAGUGGCAAUAAUGACACAGUCAGUGUACUACUUCCUUCUGGUUCCAUUAUAUAUCUUCAGCAAGUAUCGGCCGAGAAUUUCACAGAAAUUUUACGUAAAGUUUGUGAAGAGCUUAAACUUGAUCCGGAAAAUUAUUUUAUCAUAAAGGAUAGUCGAGAUCGAGUACGACUGCAAGAGCGAGAUUAUAGACUUGAAAAAAGAAAUCGAAGUCUUGGAUUAACAAUAUGUGCAAAAAUGUGUGAUGGCAAUGAAAUUAAGGCUGAAGUUCGUGCGAUCCGUGACAAGACAGCUUGUGCUGAAGUAGGUGAUCUUGUAAUAAGUGUUGAUAAUCAACUAAUCUCUUCCCUUCGGAGUGCAGAAGAGGCUCAAGCAUUACUACGUCAUGGUACCAACCUCGUGCUACGUAAACGUGACGCAAUCACACCACAAUAUGUGAAAUCCAAUCUUUCAUUACCUACUCCGUUACCUGCACCUAGUAGUAAAACAUCAAGUAACGAUACGAAUGAAAGAUUAGCACCUUUGCCACCACAACCUUCAUCAAGUAAGAAUCGGUCACAUAGCAUGGAUCGGAUAUCUGAUAUUUCAUCUAUUCCUCGAACUGAUCGUCGAAAUGGAUCAACCUGUUCAUCACCUACACGAAGUGUGGACAAAAAUCACCGUAUUCCAUUCAAUAGUCAUUUUUUCCGAAUUAUGUCAAGAUCUGCAUGUGAUAAAACGUCCAGACGUGAAGAACGUCGUCAUGCUACACUCAAUGGUGCAGAAGAACAACUCUUGAAAACUAUCAAUGAAUUAGUAAUAACUGAGGAAAAUUUCGUACGCGAUGUUCAGAAGUUAGUAAAUCAGUACUUGAAACCAACAAAUUCAGCAGUACUAGAAACAGCUGAUCGUUUACUUAGAAUUCAAACAUCGUUCUUACUUUCACUUCUUGAUGCAGCUGGAGAUGUUGCUCAUGCAUUCAUUGCUUCACAACAACAAUUACGUGAUUCAUUAAUUCGUAUCUCGGCCUUAUUCAUUAACAAAUGUAGCAAAUUCAAGAUUUACAGCGAUUAUUCGGCUGCGUAUUUAAGAUUUCAACAAAAUGAACAAGAGCAUAACGAUAUGAGAGUGAAAUUGGAAAAAUUGAAUGUUAGUGGUGAACAAAGUGAGAGUGCGCAAUCAUUACUAAUCAAACCAAUUCAACGAGUUUUAAAAUAUCCUCUUUUUUUACAACAAAUCCGAGAUAACUGCUUUAAAGGAUCCGUGGAGAGACAACAAAGUGAACAAGCGUUAAUGAAAAUGCAAGCUUUAGCAGAAUACGUGAAUGAAAUGCAACGCUUGACGGAACAAUAUGGACCGACCAUUGAAGAAAUUUCUUUGAAAAAUAAAGCAGUACCGCGGAUGAAUUUCAGUCAAUUACUAAUGUUUGCACAUGUAAAUUGGUUAAAUUGCCCUGACAACCGUUCACGUUCUGCUCCUUGUGUGGCCUUCGUUUUCACGUCAUUAAUUCUGAUUUACUGUCCUACAUUAUCGAAAAAUAAAGCGAAAGUUUAUCGAAUCUUACCAAUUGCUGAAGUAGAAAUAAAUGAAAGCCACUUGGAUUCAGCUCAGUCUCAAUUUGUAUUCAUUCUUAUUCAUAUAGGAUCAUCACGCGAACCAGUCUAUCAUUUGUGUUGCUGUCAAGCAGAAAUUAAAAACCACUUCAUCAAAUCUAUACGUAAAGCUGCUGCAACUAUAGCAAAAGAGCAACGCCGACCAAUAAGUGGUAGUAGUCAAUCGGAUGGUGGUUACAGUAGUGAAAAACAUUUACUUUAA